UUUGGGCGCGUUUUCGUUAGCUUUUUUGCUUUGUUUUCUACGGGGGGCGACCUCUAGUGGGGUCACGGUCCCGUCCGUCUUGCAUUUUUGAUUCCCGUCGAGGUGCUGUCAAGUUCUUCUGGAGUGCGUUUGGGGCUCGUUUUGGGUGCCGAGGGGCUGCGACGUUUUUUAAAGAACUCCCUCUGUUAGCCUAUCUGGCUUUUUAAGAACUCCCUAUUUUAGCAUAUCUGGCAAACAUAAAAAAGAAAAAGAAAAAAAAAGAAGGCAAAAACGUUGUGGCGUUUUAAAGACUGACUGCUGUGUUUUAAGAUUAAAAGGUUUUCUGUGGACAGUUACGCGUACUGCUCAUUUGAGGCUGGACAAGAACUUCCAACUUUUGGCAACUGAAGAUGUCGUUGCUAUGGAAACAGAUCUUCCUGCUUUCCUUUGUUGGCUGCCUUGGAGAUCUUGAAAAUUUAAAGACAAAAAUGAGAAGUACUGUGUCUGUGCGAGAAGGCCAAGGGGUUGUUUUGCUGUGUGGACCACCAACUCAUUCUGGAGAAGUCUCUUAUGCUUGGAUCUUCAAUGAAUAUCCUUCAUUUGUGCAAGAAGACAACCGGCGAUUUAUUUCUCAGGAAACUGGCCACCUCUACAUAGCCAAAGUUGAGCCAUCUGAUGUAGGAAAUUAUACAUGUGUUGUGACAAGCACCUCAACAAAUGCCAAAGUUCUUGGCUCACCAACACCUUUAGUGCUACGUAGUGAUGGUAUAAUGGGAGAAUAUGAACCCAAAAUAGAAGUGCAGUUUCCCGAAACAGUUCCUGCUGCUAAAGGUUCGACUGUAAGAUUGGAAUGCUUUGCCCUUGGAAACCCAGUGCCUCGGAUUAACUGGAGAAGAACGGAUGGAACACCAUUUCCAAGCAAAAUAACAUUGAAGAAAUCCAACGGCAUGAUUGAAAUUCCCAAUUUCCAACAAGAAGAUGCUGGUCUUUAUGAGUGUAUUACUGAAAAUUCUAGAGGAAAAAAUGUUGCAAGGGGGCGCCUCACAUAUUAUGCAAAGCCUCACUGGGUUCAACUGAUAAAAGAUUUUGAAGCUGCAGUAGAGGACAACUUAUACUGGGAAUGCAGGGCAAGUGGCAAACCCAAGCCAUCAUAUAGGUGGCUGAGAAACGGAGAGCCUUUAACACUGGAGGGAAGAAUACAAAUUGAAAAUGGAGCUUUGAUCAUAACAAACCUAAACUUGUCAGAUUCUGGCAUUUACCAGUGUAUAGCAGAAAACAAACAUGGCACAAUAUAUUCCAGUGCUGAUCUCAGAGUUGUAGCUUCUGCUCCUGACUUCUCUAAAAGUCCAAUGAAGAAACUGAUUCAGCUUCUAAUGGGCAGUACAGCUCAUUUUGAGUGCAAGCCAAGAGCUUCCCCUAAAGCAACAAUUACUUGGAAAAAGGGAGGUGAGCUGCUCCAAGAAAAUGAAAGGAUAUCAUUGCUAAAAGAUGGAAGUCUCCGAAUAGCAAGCGUGAAUAAAUCAGAUGCUGGAAGUUAUACUUGUUUGGCAGAGAACCAGUUUGGAAAAGCUAGCAGUUCAACCAGCUUAUUAGUUACAGAGCCCACUCGAAUAACCCUGGCACCUUCCAACAUGGAUGUUACUGUGGGGGAAAGUGUGAUCUUGCUGUGCCAAGUCCAGCACGAUCCUCUGCUGGAUGUAAGUUUCACGUGGUAUUUUAAUGGUGCAUUGACAGACUUCAGAAAAGAUGCCUCUCAUUUUGAGAGAGUAGGCGGGAGUGCAUCUGGUGAUUUAAUGAUCAGAAAUAUCCAGCUAAAACACAGUGGAAAAUACGUGUGUGUGGUGAAGACAGAGGUCGAUAGUGUAUCAUCUUCAGCAGACCUGAUAGUGCGAGGCUCACCUGGACCACCUGAACGUGUAAAAGUGGAUGAAAUAACAGCUAGUACAGCUCGGCUUUCUUGGCAUGAAGGCUUAGAUAAUCACAGCCCUAUCACUGGUUAUACUAUACAAGCCAGGACACCAUUUUCGGUGGGUUGGCAAAGAGUCACAACAGUUCCUGAUGUCAUUGAUGGGAAGACAUUCACAGCUGCUGCGGUAGACUUAAACCCCUGGGUGGAAUAUGAAUUCCGUGUAGUUGCCAGUAACAAAAUUGGAGGUGGAGAACCUAGUUUACCCUCAGAAAAAGUAAGAACUGAAGAGGCAGUUCCUGACGUACCACCAUCUGAAGUAAGUGGGGGCGGUGGCAGCAGGUCUGAACUGGUCAUCACAUGGGAUCCUGUUCCUGAAGAAUUACAAAAUGGUGAAGGAUUUGGUUAUGUUGUUGCUUUCCGACCUCUUGGCAUUACAACCUGGAUACAGACAGUUGUUACAUCACCUGACACGCCCAGAUACGUCUUUCGAAAUGAAAGCAUCCUGCCAUUUUCACCAUAUGAAGUCAAGGUUGGAGUAUAUAAUAAUAAAGGAGAAGGUCCUUUUAGUCCAGUGGCUACAGUGUAUUCUGCUGAAGAGGAGCCUUCUAUAGCACCUUCUGGUAUGUCUGCAAACAGUGUCUCAUCUUCUGUCAUUGAAGUGUCCUGGAAUGCCAUUCCUUGGAAAAUGAGUAAUGGGAGACUGCUGGGCUAUGAGGUAAGAUAUUGGAAUAAUGGUGGAAAAGAACAGUCUUCAAACAGAGUAAAAGUCAUCGGAAAUGAAACAUCAGUAAGAAUAACAGACCUGAUGAGCAACCUGGUGUAUUUCACAGCCGUUCGUGCAUACAACAGUGCGGGAGCAGGUCCGUUUAGUGCCACUGUGAAUGCUACCACCAAAAAAACACCGCCCAGCCAGCCUCCAGGAAACAUUGUCUGGAAUGUCACAGACUCCAGGGUAGUACUGAAUUGGGAGCAGGUGCAUGCAAUGGAAAAUGAGUCGGAGGUAAUUGGCUAUAAGGUUUUAUAUUGGACAAGCAGUCAGAACCAGCUCAGUGUCCUGAUCACAAACAGAACAUCUGCAGAACUUCUUUUGCCUUUAAAUGAUGAUUAUAUUAUUGAAGUUAAAGCAGCCACUGAUGGUGGAGAUGGCAUUAGCAGUGAGCAGAUAAAAAUACCUAAACUAGCAAGUAUGGAUGCAAGAGGCUCUAGCGCAGCAAUUUUGCAUGGUCUGUCCAGUCUAAUGCCCAUGACACUAUUUUUGUUUUUCAAAGCAGUCAUGUGGUGAUGCAUUUUCAUAGAGAAGCCAAGUCUGGGCGUAUCAUUUCCUUAAAAGUGCUUUUGAAAACAACAAUAACGACAGCAACAACAGAUGGUGGUUAUGCAUGAAUCUACCACUGCUCUGAAUUUAAACACUUUCUAUAACUUGGGAUUUUUCCUUCGAAACAAAAACAAAUCACACACAUAUUAAAUAGUUCCUUUUGAAGGAAUAGAAAAUGCCUUAAAAUGUAAUGAACCAAAGGAGUUUUCACAGUACAUGCUUCAGAAAUGACAAGAAAAAGAGGAUGAGCAUUGUGAAAAGUUUUGAGAGUUCCAUUUUCUAAGUGAUAUGAAAUUAUUUUGAAGCACCUUGCCCCAAAAACUAUCCUGAUACACACAAUUCAUGCAAGAAAAAAAAUCUGUAAAACCUUGAACUCUUUUCGACCUUUUAUACUGACAUUUUGCUUAAUGUCCUUAUUUACUAUUAAAUAAACAUCAGAAGAAUUGAUGCUUUUGAAUUGUGGUGCUGGAGGAGACACUUGAGCGUCUCCUGGACUGCAAA
This is a messenger RNA of Pogona vitticeps (central bearded dragon), 3704 nucleotides long. It is a transcript of the gene CNTN3, whose product is annotated as contactin 3. The record is from RefSeq and is a predicted model, not a curated record. Gene Ontology annotation, molecular function: cell-cell adhesion mediator activity. Gene Ontology annotation, biological process: axon guidance; brain development; cell-cell adhesion. Gene Ontology annotation, cellular component: axon; plasma membrane. Lineage: Eukaryota; Metazoa; Chordata; Lepidosauria; Squamata; Agamidae.